Molecule: messenger RNA, 1477 nt
Organism: Coffea arabica (coffee)
Lineage: Eukaryota; Viridiplantae; Streptophyta; Magnoliopsida; Gentianales; Rubiaceae
Product: probable inactive purple acid phosphatase 16
Cellular component (GO): cytoplasm
Molecular function (GO): hydrolase activity, acting on ester bonds
Source: RefSeq, a predicted model, not a curated record
GCACCAUUCCCACCUAACGGCUCUUCUUCUUGUCUCUGUGUAUGCAUGUGUGUGAUAAACUGAGGAAACAUUUUGGUGAUGGCCAACAAGAAUUCUGCGAAAAACCCUUUAUCGAUUCUAUCAUUUUAUUACUGGGUUUUGGAAAUAGUAAUCCAACUGAUGAUCCUGACCGUCAGUUCGGGGCCAUCUGAGCUGACAGCAGUUAAUCUACGGACCAAACCAGGAGAUUAUCUGCAGAUGCCUCGGGGUUCAACAUUUAAGAUUGCUAUUUUUGCUGACUUGCAUUUUGGUGAGGAUGCUUGGACUGAUUGGGGCCCGCAACAAGAUGUGAACUCCAUCAGAGUCAUGUCCAAUGUCCUUGAUCGAGAGCACCCAGACUUUGUGAUUUAUCUCGGAGAUGUCAUCACGGCCAACAACAUACCAAUAGAAAAUGCAAGCCUGUAUUGGGAUCAAGCAAUUUCUCCAACAAGAGAGAAAGGAAUACAAUGGUCCACUGUCUUUGGAAAUCAUGAUGAUGCACCAUUUGAGUGGCCAAUGGAGUGGUUUUCGUCCAGUGGAAUUCCUCAGCUUAGAUGUCCUACAACAAACGUUUCAUAUUCAGGAGGCAAAAAUUGUAGCUUCAGAGGCACACCACGCUUGGAGCUGAUGACUAAUGAGAUCCAACAUAACUCAUUAUCAUACUCCAAGAGUGGGCCAAGUAAUUUAUGGCCAAGCGUUUCCAACUAUGUUCUCAAACUGUCAUCAUCAAGUGACCCUGAAGUCACAUUGGCCUUAAUGUACUUCUUGGAUUCUGGUGGUGGAUCAUACCCAGAGGUUUUAUCUAGUUCCCAAGCAAAUUGGUUCAAUCAGACGUCUCAGCAGGUCAACCCUGAGUCAAGGGUGCCAGAGAUAAUGUUUUGGCACAUACCAAGUCAAGCCUAUAAGCGGGCAGCUCCAAGGUUUCUCAAAGGCAAGUGCGUGGGUUCAAUGUUUAACGAGAGUGUUGCUGCUCAAGAAGCAGAAAUGGGCAUGAUGAAACUUCUUGAAGCAAGGCCCUCUGUUAAGGCGGUUUUUGUAGGUCACAAUCAUGGAUUGGACUGGUGCUGCCCAUACAAGCAGCUGUGGUUGUGCUACGCUCGGCACAGUGGCUAUGGUGGCUAUGGAAACUGGCCUCGGGGGUCUAGGAUUCUAGAGAUAACUGAACAGCCUUUCUCUAUCAGGUCAUGGAUUCGGAUGGAAGAUGGUAGCUCACACAGUUCAGUGGACUUGAGUUCUUGAUAGUCAUGUUCCUUUCUGUUCUGGCUCUCAUGGGGGUUUGUAUUGGUUGGGUUAGGGGGAACAUGUUGCAUAUUUUCAGCUGAAAUAUUACAUGAUUUAUUGGUACUUUCAUUGUUUUACUAUGGAUAGAAACACACACACAAAAAAAUGGAACAGCCCUGUAACACGAACUUUGUAAAUAUAUAGCCCUUGUACAUAAAAAUCACAUUAUUGACUAUCU